Mercurialis annua (annual mercury) is the source of this 1705-nucleotide messenger RNA. RefSeq names its product AUGMIN subunit 4. Gene Ontology annotation, molecular function: microtubule minus-end binding. The transcript has 13 exons. The record is from RefSeq and is a predicted model, not a curated record. NCBI's taxonomy places the organism in Eukaryota, Viridiplantae, Streptophyta, Magnoliopsida, Malpighiales, Euphorbiaceae. Gene Ontology annotation, biological process: spindle assembly. Gene Ontology annotation, cellular component: HAUS complex. The coding region runs from base 113 to 1411 and encodes 432 amino acids.
AUGAAAACAAAGCCGGCAAACAUCAGACUGAAGUUUUUCAAAAAAAAUUAACCUCUCCGGUAAUACAGAUAACGAUCUGCAAACAAAACCGCUAAGAAUACGACGUCGGAAAAUGGUGAAAGGACUACAAGGAAGCCAAAAAUUACCUGCCGAUGUGAUUCAGGUGAUCGAUCAGCUAGAACGGCACUGCUUAGCACCUGAUGGAUCUCUCAUUUCCAAAUCUGCUUACCACGACCUUCAACUUGCUAGAGAGGAAAUGUGUAGAGAAAGGCUGCGUUAUUUAGAAGCAAUGGCAACUUACUGCGAAGCAAUUUCUAUGGUGGAAGAGUAUCAACAAGCUGUCUCAGUGGGUAAUCUUGGCGGCGGGGGUGGGAGUGGGGGCAUUCGUGAUACUCAAGGAUUGUAUCCCCAACUUAGCUUGAAGAACUCUCCUCAGGUUUACGAAACUCUAGAACAUCGGUUAGUUGUAGCAGAAGCGGCUCAGAAAUUGAGGCUUCCUCUUAUAUCAAAGGAUGGUGAAAUCCACGAGGAGGAAAUAGAAAAAUGGAGUAUAAUGUCACGAAGCUCCCUUGAUAGUACAAGUACCAGCGCUACAAUCAGCUCAAGCUCUAAUUCAAUAAAUUAUACAAACAGCUCUGCAAACAGUACUACUCUUGGUGCUGCUGAUUUGGCAGAACCUGGAGUUGGUGGUGUUCCUAAUCGCUUCCUUGGUAUAACACCUGCCUAUUUAUGGCAAACUCAGCUUCAGCAAAUGCCAUUAGUGAUGGACAUGGCAGAAUAUCAGAUGUCACUUUCACAUGAAAUUGAGGCACGCUUGAAGGAUAAAUGCGAUAAGUUAGCUGAUGCUUUUAUUGAUGAUUUUGAUUCUUCUUCUGCUGGCCAAAAUUCAACUGCACGACUUCCGGAAAGGGUUAAAUUAAUAAUUGAGGAAAUUGAAAGGGAAGAAGCUGCACUGCGGGAGGAUCUCUACUCUGCAGAUAGAAAGUUUGCAGAAUACUACAAUGUCUUAGAGCAGAUACUGGCAGUUCUCAUUAAGCUUGUAAAAGAUCUGAAGUUACAACAUCAGCAUAAAUAUGAUAACCUACAAAAAACUUGGUUGUGCAAAAGAUGUGAGACUAUGAGUGCAAAACUAAGGGUUCUAGAGCAUGUUCUACUCCUCGAAACUUACACCGAGGAGUCCAUACCAGCCCUUCAUAAAAUAAGAAAAUACCUUGUAGAGGCAACGGAAGAAGCUUCUAAUGCAUACAGUAAAGCGGUUACACGCCUCCGGGAAUAUCAAGGAGUAGAUCCUCAUUUCGACUCAAUUGCAAGACAAUAUCAUGACAUUGUAAAGAAAUUGGAAAAUAUGCAAUGGACUAUCCAUCAAGUUGAAAUGGACCUGAAACGGUUGCCGGAUCAUCCAAGCUCAUGAUUUGGAUGCGCAUCCUAAAAUCUUGUAUAAUGUCAAUGAUUUGUUUUUGUCAUCCUUUGAAUUUUCUGUCAUAUUUGUAAAGUAAUUUUUUUUUUGGUGAGUAUGAACAAGGAGGCUAGGAGCCUGCUGGAUAUUUUGUAUAGCUAUUAGCAAUGUUGUGGUAGGGAUUGUAGUUUAAUGUGUGCCAGGCCCCAUUUUCAGCACAAUUGUUAAGCUGAUGAACACUAAUGGAGUAGAGUUUAAAAAUCAUCGCAAUUUUAAUCUAAAAUUCAAAACUCUGACUUGAGUUUAAAA